CGGAUUCUGUGGCCGGGUAUUUGCUUCAACCCGAUCCAUGUUGUUUCUUUCCUACACAGAUACAGAAGCGAGUUUCUCCUGGCAGCUGUCUGCGAUUCCCAGUGUGCGUGUGUGUGUGUGUGUGUAUUAACACAGAGAAGAAGAUGGCUGAUUUUGGGGACGAUACCGGAGCCCGGGCCCUGCUGGCUCUCAAAUCUGCGCCGUGCAGCCCCAUUCGCGUAGCGGCCGCACCCGUAUACCCUCUCCUCUCAAAUUCGGCCGGCAUGCCCCUCUCGCCUCCUCUGCGGGCCCUGGCGCGGCUAGAAGGCCGGGACUUCGAGUUUGUUAUGCGGCAGCGGACGGUGACUGUGGGUCGAAACUCGUCACACGGCUCUGUGGACGUGAACAUGGGGCAUUCGAGCUUCAUCUCACGGCGGCACUUACAGAUUGCGUUUGACGAGCCGUAUUUUUACCUACGCUGUCUUGGCAAGAACGGCGUGUUUGUGGACGGAGGGUUCCAGAGGAGAGGGGCUCCUCCACUCCAGCUACCCCGAGAGUGUACUUUUCGAUUCCCCAGCACUGUCAUUAAGAUCCAGUUCACCACGCUGUAUCACAGAGUGGAAGUGAAAGAGGAGGCGCCCUUGUCCCCUGUGCGACCCCUCUUCCCCCAGAUCUCUCCUCUGAAAAUCAACAUUCCCGAUCCGGACUUCAGGAGCAUGAUCAGCCCUUUGCCUUCCCCAACUGGCACCAUCAGUGUUCCUAAUUCCUGCCCGGUCAGCCCGCGGGGUGCUGGAUCUUCAGGAUAUCGGUUCGGACGCAAUAUUACCUCAGACUUGCAGCUGGCUGCAGAAUUCGCUGCAAAGGCUGUGUCAGAACAGCAGGCUGAGACAUCGGGAGGUGACAGCCCCAAGGACGAUUCGAAGCCUCCUUACUCAUACGCGCAGCUCAUCGUUCAAGCGAUCUCGUCAGCUCCAGACAGACAGUUAACACUAAGUGGGAUCUAUGCCCACAUCACCAAACAUUACCCCUAUUACAGGACUGCUGAUAAAGGCUGGCAGAACUCCAUCCGGCACAACCUGUCUCUGAACCGCUACUUCAUCAAAGUGGCGCGGUCCCAGGAGGAGCCGGGGAAAGGGUCCUUCUGGAGGAUCGACCCCUCUUCUGAGGCCAAACUGGUGGAGCAAGCCUUCCGCAAGCGGCGGCAGAGAGGCGUGUCCUGCUUCCGCACCCCCUUCGGCCCCCUCUCCUCCAGGAGCGCACCUGCCUCGCCGACUCACCCCGGCCUCCUCUCGCCUCACUCCAGUGGCCUGCAGACUCCAGAGUGCCUGUCUCGAGAAGGCUCUCCCAUCCCCCAUGACCACGACUUUGGGUCCAAGCUGGCCUCUGUCCCCGAGUACCGGUAUUCCCAGAGCGCUCCAGGCUCCCCGGUGAGUGCCCAGCCAGUCAUCAUGGCAGUUCCUCCCCAGCCUUCCACUGUAGUAAGCAAGCCUUUGACCUACAUGCCUGCCUCCUUGAUAACUUCCCAGCGGCCAUCAGGCCAUGCCAUUCAUGUUGUUCAGCAAGCACCGACGGUGACUAUGGUCCGAGUGGUGACCACUUCAGCCGGCUCCUCCAAUGGAUACAUCCUAGCCAAUGCAAACCCUGCUGGCUCCUUGCAGGGAGGAGGAGAGAAUGUAGGGGAUGCGAAAGGCUUGGCCGAUGAGAGACCUGUGGUGACUUACACAACGAUUCCAACUGCCAGCCGGGUGAUCCAGGCAGUCAGCAGCCACAUGAGCCAGGGCUCUGGGGGACAGACGUUCACCUUCGUCCAGCAGGCAGCGCCCAUCUCCCUGGGCCAGCACCAGCUCCCUGUGCGAGCGAUCACACAGAACGGGAAGCACGCAUUCCCCAUGACCAGCGUUGCUGGAAAUGCGUACGCCAUCACAAAUCCACUUCAGAUUUUAGCUACCCAGGCCAGCACCUCCACCCCUGUCAUGGUGAGCAAGCCCCCCAGUGCAGAGGCUGAGCAGCCUGCUUCUUCCUUAGGCGAGCCUGAGGCUAAGAGGCCCAGGAACGAGGAUGGCAGUGGGGCACCUGUUCCUCGGCCUGUUAUCAUGGCAGUGGCACCCCAGCCGCAGGAUGACCAUGAAUAAGGAAGCACAUGCCCCGAAUGAAUGGAAAAGAUCUUUUAGUUUGUUCCACCAUUACAGAAAACCCAGAGUGCCAAACAAAUGGAGAAAAAAAAUGAUGUCUCUUUUCGUGAACCAGCAAUUGAAAUAGACAGCUGAUUGUAUUCUUAUCUGGCUGGGGGGGGGGGGGGGGGGGGUAAAUGUAACCAGGUCUGAGCUUAAAACAGUGGAUAUAUCCUACAAGCCUUAAAGUAGGGACAAGGUGGGGUUCCACAAUUUUGAUUCCAGCUUUAAAUAGGCAGUCCACUGGGGUGGGUGGAUCUUAUUACUGUAAGUUCUCAAAGUAAGAGCAUUAAUGAAGCAAUUAAAAGAAGCCCUUUGUAUAGUAAAGUGAAAUGUAUUUUUGGGUCAGGGUGGGACCAAAAAAAUACGCAGCUGUCUUUCUUAUCAAAAGACGUCAAGUCGGUUUUCAUGAAUACAAGCAUUAUCUUUUUUUAUGUGGCAGGGAUAUGUGGGGGGGGGGGG
Polyodon spathula (Mississippi paddlefish) is the source of this 2612-nucleotide messenger RNA. RefSeq names its product forkhead box K1 (gene foxk1). The coding region runs from base 144 to 2111 and encodes 655 amino acids. Gene Ontology annotation, molecular function: DNA-binding transcription factor activity, RNA polymerase II-specific; RNA polymerase II cis-regulatory region sequence-specific DNA binding; protein binding. The transcript is spliced from 9 exons. Lineage: Eukaryota; Metazoa; Chordata; Actinopteri; Acipenseriformes; Polyodontidae. The record is from RefSeq and is a predicted model, not a curated record. Gene Ontology annotation, biological process: regulation of transcription by RNA polymerase II.